Molecule: messenger RNA, 4452 nt
Organism: Acanthochromis polyacanthus (spiny chromis)
Lineage: Eukaryota; Metazoa; Chordata; Actinopteri; Pomacentridae
Gene: jade1
Product: jade family PHD finger 1
Exons: 11
Coding region: 46-2787 (913 amino acids)
Biological process (GO): regulation of transcription by RNA polymerase II
Cellular component (GO): histone acetyltransferase complex
Source: RefSeq, a predicted model, not a curated record
CCAGGGGACCCUCCUCCCGGCCGCCGCUCCGCUCCGUGUUUGUGUAUGUGGAAUGCGGGUCAAGCGGAACUCACGGCACAAACAGCGCCUCUCGUCAAACUCAAACACCGGCUCGCCGCCGCCCGACGCGCUCACGUCCUCAAGCCGGAGCUCCGCAGGCAGACGACAAUGAAGAGAAGCAGGCACCCGAGCAGCAGCGAUGACUCGGACAAUGGAAGUAGUUCCACAUGUUGGUCCCAACAUUCAUCACAGCCCAGGAGAGGGACCGGACAGAAACCCUCAGAGGUGUUCAGGACGGACCUCAUCACAGCCAUGAAGGUUCACGACUCGUACCAGCUGAACCCGGAGGAUUAUUACGUCCUGGCCGACCCCUGGAGGCAGGAGUGGGAGAAGGGAGUCCAGGUCCCAGUGAGCCCCCAGUCCAUCCCACAGCCGGUCGCCAGGGUGCUGGCGGACAAAGGAAAAGAAGUCAUGUUCAUCAGGCCAAAGAAGCUGAUCCGGACGUCGGGCGCCGAAGCCCUCGGAUACGUGGACAUCCGGACGCUGGCGGAGGGGAUGUGUCGCUACGACCUGAACGAGGAGGACGUCGCCUGGCUGCAGAUCAUCAACGAGGAGUUCACAGAGAUGGCCAUUCCGCCGCUGGACGAGAUCACCAUGGAGCGGGUGAUGGAGGAGUUCGAGCGCUGCUGCCACGACAACAUGACGCACGCCGUGGAGACGGAGGAAGGUCUGGGCAUCGAGUACGACGAGGACGUGGUGUGUGACGUCUGCCAGUCGCCCGACGGGGAGGACAACAACGAGAUGGUGUUCUGCGACAAGUGCAACAUCUGCGUCCACCAGGCCUGUUACGGCAUCCAGAAAGUCCCGAAGGGCAGCUGGCUGUGUCGGAUCUGCGCCCUCGGCAUCCUGCCAAAGUGCCAGCUGUGUCCCAAGAAGGGCGGAGCCAUGAAGCCGACCCGGAGCGGAACCAAGUGGGUCCACGUCAGCUGUGCCUUGUGGAUUCCAGAGGUGAGCAUCGGGAAUCCUGAGAAGAUGGAGCCGAUCACCAACGUGUCCCACAUCCCCAGUAACAGAUGGGCUCUGAUCUGCUGCCUGUGCAAAGAGAAGACCGGAGCCUGCAUUCAGUGCUCGGCGAAAAACUGCAGGACUGCCUUCCACGUGACCUGCGGCCUCCACGCCAGCCUGGAGAUGAACACCAUCCUGACGGAGGACGACGAGGUCAAGUUCAAGUCCUACUGCCCCAAACACUCGGGCCUGGAGGGCGCCGAGUCCAGGGAGCGAGACUCUGGAGGCGAGGAGGAGAAGGAGGCUGCCAGAGACAAGAAGGGCCGGAGGAGAGGCCGGGUCAGAGGGGAGGAAGACGCCUCCUCCUCGCCUCCCCGCCUUGGCCCUCAGCUCCUGGACCAGACGCCCGGCGACCCGGAGGAGCUCGGCAGCCGCCAGCAGGAGAGCCGAGUCAACCACCGCAAGCUGAAGCUGCAGGAGAUGGAGGAGUACUUCUACCAGUUCGUGGAGGUGGAUGAGGUGGCCGGCAACCUGAAGCUGCCUCCGGAGGUGGUGGACUUCCUCUACCAGUACUGGAAGUUGAAGCGCAAAGCCAACCACAACCAGCCGCUGCUCACACCCAAAAAGGACGAGGAGGAGAGUCUGGCCCGGCGGGAACAGGAGGUGCUGCUGAGGCGCCUCCAGCUGUUCACCCACCUCCGACAGGACCUGGAGAGGGUCCGUAACUUGACCUACAUGGUGACCAAGAGGGAGAAGAUGAAACGUUCGCUGUGGAGAGUCCAGGAGCAGAUCUUCCAGCACCAAGUCCGACUGCUGGACCACGACCUGCUCAGCGGCAACCCUUCAUCCAAGGACCUGGAGAAGCUCUUCUCUCUGGGCUGGUUAUCCUCUCAGGGCUCCCAGUCCGGCUCCUCCUCCUGGAGCCACUCUGGACUCAAGACCAAACGAGGCUCUUCGAAGCAGGAAAGGAGGAAAAGCGGAGACAGAAGAAGCCACGACGACUCAUCGCACACUUACAGGAAGGACAAUCCGAGCGAGAAGGACGGCAGAAGCUCCCGACUCGCCGACGUCGAGUUCGCCGAUGUCGUGGGCGACGCCAAAACCCAAGACUCUGACAUCAAGCCAGAGAUCAUUCAGGAAACAAAGCUGCAUAAAGCCGAGAGCAGGAAAGGUCCGAGGAGGGAGGCCGAACAGGAAGUGCUGUCGAGACGGAAACGAGAAAGGAGGAGUGAUGAAAGCUUCAGUCAGCCAAAGGGCAGGUUCGGGUCAAAGCAUCUGGAGAAGACGGUGUCCAUCCGGCUGGUGGACAUCAGGAACUCGGACUCAGACGACUACUUCAUGGAAGAGGGGAGAAGCCACGUUUCUCUGGAUGUGACGGCCAACAACACUAAGCUCAGCAAAGACGCAACCACAAAAGCCAACGGCUGGCUGAGGAAACCCCAAACGAACGGCUCGCCCAACGGACACCUGAAGAGUUGGGGGAAGUUCAGGAUCCCCAAGAGGAGCGACAAGCCUUCGACCAUGAAGGAUGACGAAGAUGAGGAGGAAGAGGAGGAACGACGUAAACCUCUUCUCAGGCCGCUGACCAACACGCCAGAGUCGACCUACCCCAGAACUCGACUUCGAACUGGGACGGAAAGUGACGAAUUUGAGUCCAAAUCGGGUGACGGUGAGCUGGAGCCCUGCUUGAAGAGAUGCCACUCUCACCAGCUGAGGGGCGAUUCGUCUCUCGGGCGUCGCUACGGGUCCGACAUCAUCCGGCGAGGUGUCCUUGCGUCAUGAUGGCGGCGAUACGGGUCCGACACCAUCCAGCAAGGAGUCCUGGCCUCCUUGUGGCGACACUAAAGGUCCAACACAAUCUGGCAAGGACUCCUGACUUCCCCAUGGUGGCCCUAUGGGUCUGACAUCAGCCAGUGAAAAUUCCUGGCUUCCUGAUGGCAGCACUACAGGUCCGACACCAUCUGGUGAGGAGUCUUGGCCUCCUGGUGGUGGCACUAAAGGUCCGGCACUAUCUGGCAAGGAGUCCUGGCCUUAUUGUGGCAGCACUAAAGGUCCGGCACAAUUCGGUGAGGACUCCUGAAAUCCUGGUGAUGGCGCUACGGGUCCGACGUCAGCCAGUCAGGAGUCCUGGCCUCCUGGUAGUGGCAUUAAAGGUCCGACACUAUCCGGCAAGGGCUCCUGACUUCAUGGUGGUGGCGCUACGGGUCUGACACCAUCUGGCAAGGACUCUUGGCUUCUUUGUGGCGACAUGAAAGAUCCAAUGCUAUCCGACAAGGACUGGCCUCCUGGUGGCGGCACUGUGGGUCCGACACCAUCUGGCGAGGUAUCCCGGCAUCCUAGUUGUGGCGCUACGGGUCGGGCGUCAUCUGGCAAGGAGUUCUGGCCUCCUUGUGGCGGCACUAAAGGUCCAACACUAUCCGGCGACGACUCCUGACUUCUGAUGGCGGCGCUACGGGUCCGACAUCCUCUGGCAAGGAUACUUGACUUUCUGGUGGCAGUGCUAUGGGUCAGCCGUCAUCUGGCAAGGACUCCUAGCUUCCGUGUGGCGGCACUAGAGGUCCGACACUAUGCGGCGAAGAUUCUUGACUUCCUGGUGGCAGCACUAUGGGUCCGACAUCAUCUGGCAAAGAGUCCUGGCCUCCCGGUGUCGGUUCUGGAUAAAAUAAGCUGCACCGUGUAGUCGGAAAUGAACGUCAGUCCCUCUUUGUACCUUUAUUUUUCUUGAUGAAUCAUAAAAAAUUGCUAGAUUAGUAAAAAAAAAAAACAGAGCAGAUAUUUAUUUUUUAUUUGUAACAUAUGUAAAACUGGGAAAUAUUUUACUUUAUGCUAGUUUUUUUUAUUUUUAUUUUUUCUUCCCUCAGAGUAGAAAGAUGUCAAGUUGCCACUUAAAUCUCGCUCAGAUAUUUACAAGCAGCAACAAGGGAGAAGUUGUGAUUGUUGCUUGGGACCAUAAGCUUGCAAUGUUUUUUUUUUAAAAUAGUAUUAAACUCGACUCAUGAGUCAGUUGCACUUAGUUGGAAAAACAGAUAAUCCUCAUCCUGUCAGCCAAUAGGACUGUAUAGGUUUAUUUUUAUUUUAAAUGAAGCUUCAUUGGAUGUUAACAGCUACAAACAUCAAACAAACUGCCCUUUUUAUCGCUAUUUAAACCCAUCAGUCUGCGAUUGUUAAACAGAAUGAACUGAGAAAAGAUGUUUUACUCGUCAUCAGCACUCAAGUGUAAUUGAACUGCGAUCGUAUCCAUCAUGUGCCUAACUUUUAUUUGAAGCGUUUGCACUACGAGAGGACGGCACAGGAGAGAGGUCUGAGUAGAGUUAUUUUUACACUGAAAAAUAAAAAAAGCGUUUUUUGUACCCUCGGCCGCUGCUGUACUACUGUUAUGCAAAAUAAUGAUUUUUUUUUGGUCGUUGUCUUAAAGAGGAAAUUAAAAAAUACUCUGGAAGACUUGCA